This is a messenger RNA of Striga asiatica, 1136 nucleotides long. The record is from the annotation of a GenBank genome assembly. NCBI's taxonomy places the organism in Eukaryota, Viridiplantae, Streptophyta, Magnoliopsida, Lamiales, Orobanchaceae.
UUGAUGCAUUGGAGAUACUAGUUUCAUUAAAAUUUUUAGUCUUUUAAUAUUAUUCCAACGUGGAUUAACAUUACAAUCACUAAUUGACACGUGUUAAAAAUAAUGGUCUUUCACACUUAUAGCAUUGGAGAUGCUCUUAAUGGAUUUUACUUCUUGUUGGUGUUAGCCCCUCAAAAUAUCUCGCGGAAUAGCCUAUAUUGGGGAAAAGAUGAAAACCUCCUAGCCCGCCAAUGGCGACAAUCUCCGCCGGUUUCUCGCGCUCCACUUUCAAUUUCUCACGGCCUUUUUCUUCUUCUCCGAUUUCUUCUCGACCCUCGUUCUCGCGAGCUCGAUUUUCUCGCUCGUCCGCCUCCAUGGAUUCCAGCGACGAGCUCAGAUCGAAGUUUAUGGAGUUCCCGUACGUUUCUGGCUCCCACAGAGACCUUAUGGUGGACCUAUUAUCCUCUGUAGAGACCCGCCUUGGAUCCUCGCUCGAGAGUUGUACUCUGCCUCCCGACGUACAACAUUUCGAAAACUCCACCGGCUCUGCCCGUGGGUCGCUCCAUCUCAGAUCCGGUCUCCCUUCUUCUCAGCUGCCGUCCGGCGAGGCCCUCAACAUCACGACCCUCUCGGCAUACCUAAAACCCUCGACCGACGCUCCUCAUUUCCUCCUCGAUCUCAUCCAAACCGGGCCCACUUCCCUUGUCCUUAUCCUAGACCUAACCCCACGCAAGGACCUCAUCCUCUACUCGGACUACCUCAAGAAGUACUACGAGGACACAAACCUAGACAGGCACAGAGUCCGCAUCGACGGCCUUCCCGAGGCAAAGCCCUACUUUUCACCCUCACUCUACGUACGGUCACUCCUUUCCCCGACUGCGAUUUUGGUAUCGGUUGGUGGAGAAAGGAGUGUCGAGGAUGUGAUAAGGGAGCACGUGGGGCCCGUUGCUCGUGAGGUGUUGGAUUUUUGGAUUGGGUUGUGCUCGUGUGCGGUGGGGAGCGUGGGGGGAAAGGAGAGGGACUGUUUGGUUAGGAGGGAUGGGAUUAUUAAGAGGACGACGGUCGAGGUGGAUCUUGGGUCAAGCUUUCCGAGGCUGUUCGGGCAUGAAGUGGCAGAUAGGGUUUUGGGUGCUUUGAGAGGAUAUUAUGGUAAAUGA